Eupeodes corollae is the source of this 954-nucleotide messenger RNA. RefSeq names its product alcohol dehydrogenase-like. The record is from RefSeq and is a predicted model, not a curated record. The transcript is spliced from 4 exons. Gene Ontology annotation, molecular function: alcohol dehydrogenase (NAD+) activity. Gene Ontology annotation, cellular component: cytoplasm. NCBI's taxonomy places the organism in Eukaryota, Metazoa, Arthropoda, Insecta, Diptera, Syrphidae. The coding region runs from base 45 to 830 and encodes 261 amino acids.
AAGUGACAUCUCGUUGAAUCAAGGCCAUUCAAAAGUUAUAGAAAAUGGAAAUGCAAGGUAAAAAUGUUGUCUACGUUGGUGGUUUCGGUGGAAUUGGGUUUGCCACUUGCAAGCUUCUAAUUCAAAAGAAAGUUGCUAACUUGUUCGUCAUCGAUCUUGUCUUGAAUGAACCUUUGAUGAAGGAAUUGAAGGCCUUGGGUGCUUCUUCUGGCACUCAAGUUAACUUCGAACAAUUGGAUCUUUGCAAAAAGGAACAAAUUCCUGAGGUUCUGAAGAAAAUCAUUGCUCAAAUUAGUUACAUUGAUAUUUUGGUCAAUGGAAGUGGUAUGAUCAAUGACCAUAAACCAGAACAGACCAUGGGAGUUAACUUGAUGGGAUUGAUUUACACUACUCUAGCUGCAAUUCCUUACAUGGACAAGUCUAAUGGAGGACGUGGUGGUAUGAUUGUUAACAUUGCUUCCGUCCUUGGACUGGAACCAUGCUCAUGUUUGGCUAUUUACACUGCUUCCAAACAUGGAGUUAUGGGAUUCACUCGUUCAAUUGCCGAUGAAUUCUAUUAUGAAAAGACCGGAAUUGCUGUUAUGGCAAUUUGUCCUGGCAUCACCAUGACUGGCUUGUGGCAUGAAUUUGAUGGAAAUGAUACUUUCCCAUAUUCAACUCAAUUGAGUAAGAAAUUCUUUUCGGCUGAACAUCAAAGUGCUGAGGAAUGUGCUGUUAAUUUUGUCAAAGCUAUGGAAACAGGAAAGAAUGAUUCUAUAUGGAUUUUGGAUUUGGGUAAACUUGAAGAGGUUAAGCCUAAGGUUUAUUGGACUACAACCCAUAACAAUUAAUUUACCAACAAAAUAUUUGUUAUUUGUUUGUUUAAGAACUUUAAAAAUGAGGCAAAAUUAAAUUAUGUAUGUCAUAUGUAAUGAUACAAAAAAUUUUAAAUAAAUUAUACCUAAAUGUUUGAAA